Paramecium pentaurelia is the source of this 485-nucleotide messenger RNA. NCBI's taxonomy places the organism in Eukaryota, Ciliophora, Oligohymenophorea, Peniculida, Parameciidae. The record is from the annotation of a GenBank genome assembly.
AUGAAAUAAAAAAAAUAACCAUAGACUCCUGAAUAAAUAAUAUAUAUUUUGAGGUCUUUUAAAAGUUAUAUUGGGAAAACUAAUUCAAUGAGUCCAUAGACAAGGUGCUAAACUUGUGUUUAGACUGUGAAAAAAGAGGCAAAACAAACUUUUGAUUGUAUAGUGAAAUAGUCAAUUGGGAAGAUGUAGGAUUAAGAAGAAGGGAAGGAGGGUAUGGAGGAGAAGAUAGAAUUAUUGUCACAUUAAAUAAAGAAUAUGUAAAUAAAUUAAGAAUAAUUGGAGAGUCAACAUUAUUAAUUAAGUAGAAAUGUUAAGAAGCUAAAUCUCGAGAAUAAACAUUAAUUGCAAGUAAGAAAUAAGUAUGAUUAAUUAAGGAAAGGAGUUAGAUGAUUAAAAAAUUAGAUUAUAUGAUUGAUAUCCAGACAAAGUAGGAAGAUAAUUUAAAUUAAUUAAAGUAACUAUUUGCCUCUCGAAAAAUAAUUUGA